Molecule: messenger RNA, 7953 nt
Organism: Strongylocentrotus purpuratus (purple sea urchin)
Lineage: Eukaryota; Metazoa; Echinodermata; Echinoidea; Camarodonta; Strongylocentrotidae
Product: scavenger receptor cysteine-rich domain superfamily protein
Exons: 10
Coding region: 448-1947 (499 amino acids)
Cellular component (GO): membrane
Source: RefSeq, a predicted model, not a curated record
AUCGCUAGACGCCACGGAAGGGAGUGAGGCUGCAGUGUUGUGUGAGUGUGUGUGUUUGCACGGUGCGAUAGCUUCAACCUUCCCACUCCCUCCUCUACUUAACAUCAACAAGAAAAGAGUGCCUGGAUGCUAGUUAUACACACACCCUCCAUUAGAUGUAGCUUACUUGAUUUUACAACAAAUCAUUACCCUCGCAUCUAAUACUUGUUUCUUCGAAUUCAUGAUCCAGACUCGAACUUGAAGAAUUUCCUACCAGCAAUAAUCGCAGGAGAAGCUGUCUUCAUAAGACUCAUUGGAUAUCGACACAAACGAAUCGGUUGUUUUUGGAUUGCGCGCUCAUCACAGUGUGUACCCUACGCAGCGGUGGUGAAAUAUAUUGGCAGAAAUCAAAACAACCAGGUUACUUCUGUGGUUGAGCAUCCGGGACCUUGGAAACAUAUUGGGAUUAUGGCGCACUGUGAGAAUGGUAUUUUCCUGGUGGUUUGGAUGCUGCUAGCAUGUCAUCUUCAGCCUGGAUCCUGUACGGAUGAGGGAGCACUUCAGCUGUUGGAUGGUGGAACUGACUACCAGGGCGUGUUGCGUAUAUUCCAUAACGCAGCCUGGGGGACUUUCUGUGCUACAGGAUGGGACUUCAAUGCUACCCAAGUAGCAUGUAGGCAACUAGGGUACCCAGGAGCAGCUCUUUCGUCUAUCCCGUUCGACAUCAAGGCACCGAACGGUGAUGUAUGGUACCAGAAUGUGAAAUGCCGUGGUGACGAGGAAUCUUUGGAGGAUUGCCAGAAUGAAGAUGGACUCUCGAGAGCUAAAUGUCUUCAGGGAGCAGGCCUUGUCAAGAUCCAAUGCCAAGUAUCCAGCUACCUUGGCUGUAUAGAUGUGACUGAAGGAUCGCCCGCCCUCACCGGCAAGUCCCACCCCCAGGAAAACCUCAGUGUGGUCUCGUGCAUCGAGCAAUGCCGCAAAGACGGCUUCCCGUAUGCAGCCGUGCAGGCUCCAUCUUCCUGUGACUGCGGUACUUAUGGCGAAAAGCCAGCCAUGCGUGGAGGAAGCCACUUCGAUGAGUGUAAUGUCUCUUGUCCAGGAGAAAACAGAGAGAUAUGCGGUGGUCCAGCCCAAGCCAGCGUCUAUGAUGUGAGCCAAGGAAGUUGCGGAGGCAAGCUAGUGGGUAAGAACAUCAGUAUCGUUUCACCUGGGUUCCCGGGUAGAUACUCUGCUGGCUACACCUGUCGAUGGGAGGCCACUAUAUCAGGCAACUCCUAUACGACCAUCAAGAUGCCUGUUCUUAGCCUGUUCGGCGGUGAUCAGGUGGUGAUCACCUAUGCUGGUGAGACCCGUCAGGUGGUGGCUGAGGAUACCUUUGGAGAGUUCGUACUGGAUGGGGUUUCCAAGGUUGUCGUGCUCUUUACGUCUGAAUCUGACUCGGCAGGAGAAGGAGGGUUCAUGUUAACACUCACAGAUGACAGUUACUGCCCACCUGUUGACAUCACCAACGGGAGUCUGGUGAUCGAUGAUGUCAUGUAUCGGCCGCAGGACAUUGUCGAAGUGCAGUGCGAUCACGGUUUCAUGCCAUACCGUAAAUAUGCCACAUGCGCCAAGUCUGGAGACUGGUAUCCAGAACCUAGGUGUAUAGUGUACAAUAAAUGGAACUCCUGGGAAUUCCGCCGAACGAUACUCUUCAUUUCCUUGAUUGCUGUAUGUGUGUUGUUCUUGAUGUUCAUGCUGACUAUAUGCUAUUUGCUAUGCGGAGACACCAAGAAGAAAAAUGAAGGACAAACUUUCAAAAGCAGAUACUACGGGAUCAACACAGACAGCGGGGAGCCACAUGCCCAUGGCGGGGAGACUAGCCCGUCGAAGGAGGAGUACAAGGCUGUAGGAAUGGAAGAUGCUGGAGAGGUAGAUGAAGAGGCUAGAGAAGCAGUCAUUCCUCUAGCUUCAGAGGUUGAUGUCUAGUGUAGACACAUGUCAGGUACUCGGUUACCAUGAGCGCCGAUACUAUACUCAGCUUUGCUACUUGGCUAACACAGAAUGAGUUCCCCAAACAAAUACAAUAUAUUAUUCUUUCAAGGCUGGGCUAGCAGAUUCGGUCAUAAUAUGUACUGGCAGUACGGGUCUAAAUGUACGUUUUGAACAGCUAGCUCUACUUUAUGACUAUGUGAAUUGAGUCCGUAAUCAGCAAAGGAAUCGGACCGAAGCACACGGUGCGUUAUUUCAAACUGCACAGAGCUGGUCCAGACCCGGGUCCAGGCGCAAUCUCUAGCUACCGAGGCAAUCCUUAAAUCAGAAUGCUAUGGCAGCGCGUAAGGUUUCGGAUUUUCGACCGAAAACUAGCGAAUUAUCAACGCAAAAAAUAAUGCAUAAAUAACAGAACAUUCAUGUUUGUAAAUAAAAUUUAUUGCUGGAAUUUUCAGAAAAACGAACUAAUGUUUCAAUUCGAGCUUCAGAUAAAAAUCCUAAAUGUUUCGUCAAAUUAAUCAUCGGAAAGGUGAAGAAUUAUACUUUUAUACGUGUAAUAAAACAAAAGCAAAAUAGCACUUUGGUAUUUUCCCUUUUCUAGAACCCAUAAUGUAGACUCCAUCUUGUACAGUCGGGAACGAUAUUUGCGUUAAUGAAUGCAAUGCGUUUAUAAAAAAAAAAUUAAAAAUUGUUAUAAUGCCCCUUGCACACGGGGCAUCAUUUAAUUAAAGGACAGCAUAAGCUAAAUAUGCAGUCUUUUACGCGCCUUGCACGAGGGAUAUUGUACAAGUAGUGAUUUGCAAAAUGUGGAGAGCAGACAAGGCGUUGAGCUGUUGCCGUUAGAUUUCAUUGCCUCCAUAUAAGGUUUGAUUAGGUAAUAACGAAAUCAAUUUAACGCCUCGUGUGCAGCAGGUUUAAAGCCAGAAAAAUGCAAGCAUAUCCGUUGCAAAGCGCUAGGAAGCUAAGAGUACACUUUAGCUAUUUUGUUAGAUGGGCUUAGCUGUAUACAUUCAUAUACUGGUCAUGUGUUAGUAUAGAGAGAUAGGUAAUAAACUCAAGAAUGACAUUGUCAUAGGUAUAUAUAGACCAUUAUUUGAUUUCUUAGUCAUUAUUGGUAUGUCUACGAUAAUCGUCAUAAAUGUUUAUGCCAAACAAUUUAUGACAUGAUCUUUUUUUAUCGAUAGGUGUGAUGAAUUAACUAAGAAAGAGUAACACAAAUUGAUACGUUUUGAUUUUACUGUGUAAGUUAUUAAUUAUCACUUUGACGUGUGAUUUGAUAAGAUACAUAAUGUACUGCUCACUCAGCUUUAGAAUUAAGAUUCAAGGAAAAAUUAGAAUCUUAGUUAAAGUUAGUUGUUAAAAUAUUUCUUUAAAUGGAUCUUUCAAAAUCCCUCCCCUGACUGUGGUGUGAGAUGAAUAAGAAUACUGACUUAUAAACAUAUGGACAAGGUCAUGACACGUAGAACUUAUGUCUAUGUCACGACAAAGAUUCUAAAGACAAAUUGUACACAUCGGUCGAGGCGUUCAAAAUAUUCACACACGUUGUACCUUUAGAACAGUCUGAUAUAAUGUGUAGAUUUUGUCUCAUUAAAAUGACGACGAGAAUCCUUGUUAUUUGAUAACUUGAGAAUAGUCACCCAUAUCCCUUUUAUCUACAUGUAUACAUGACUUGCAAAGGUAAAGAGCGAAACGAAUAAUCGACCAGUCAUUAGAAAGUGCUAUUGACCGCUUAUGCGUCAACACAAUUAAUGCCUGGACACAUGUCUCCUCUAAGCCAAUCAUUUGAUUAGGAUUUAGUCGUCAUUUUAUAAGAUUAGAUCUGAGCGCUACUAUCUUAAACUUCCUCAUGUUUGUCUCAAUCUUUGAAAAAAUAGAUAUUAGAAUAUGAAGGUCUAGCGUUAGUGCUAGGCCUUUGGUUUGUAAAGCCAUUAGUAUCGAUUUAAUUGACUUAUGUACAUAUAGACUUGAUAUAUAGUAAUAGAUGUUGAAGGGAACUAGUAUUUGUCUGUCCUUGGAACCUAUGAAACUUGUAGAAGAAAUUACCCAGUCAAAUCACAGGAAAAUUCAAGGCGAGUGUGAUUUUUUUGCCAUAUUCAUUUAAGUAUACAGAUGUUGAAGGGUGGGUAGUACAGAAACAGACUUACAAUUAAUUGGUGCUAAGAAAUAAUGUGUUUUAUAAAUUGCCUAUUUUAGUUGUAUUAUUAAGUCAAUGGAAGUAAAUAAUAGCAUAGACCAUUUUACAGUAAGUUGUGAUACAUAAUUGGCAGACGAUCUCGAAUACGAUUGUAUUUUUUAACCUUGGGGAAUAAUUCAUAGUACGGUGUCAUAAUCAAGAAAAUUAUGUUUGGUCCCUUCUAAGUUUAUUCAAAGGGAUAUCAUAAGGAUGCAAUUAGAGGGCACUAACCCAACAUGUUUGUUUUUAAUUUAUGCGAACUUUUAGUAAUGCUCAGUUCAUAUUCUAUAUAGAUUCUUGGGAAUUUGGAAUGUUGAAUAAACGAUGGUUAAAACACAAAUUCUUAUGCUGCAAUGUUGUAAAGACAUUUUGUUGUUGAAGUUUUGCACGCAUAUAGAAAGUGUGACGAACAUAAUUAUUAUUAAUAUUUUACUAUUACUCAUCCACUUGUAUCGUCUUUUCUAAAUACAUUUAUAUGGGUGUGUGCUUUGUUACAUUUUAUACAAAAAGUAUGUCUCCUAAAUCUACGCACCACACAAGAAUUAUUUGCACUCAUUUUGGUAUUUAUUUAGGGUAUGUAUCUAUUCAUAAAACUUGAUAGAUUGAGAGAUAAGACAGUUGAAAAGUAGAAAUAAGGAAACAAAAUAUUUCAAAUUUUGGAAACCUUGCGAAUUAGUCAUCUUUAUAGAAUAGCAACAUUUCAAAGAAUCCCGACCUUUGCAUGUCGUUGAAUGAAAGUCACACAAUGCCUUGAUUUAUUUACUUAUCUUUGGAUUUAUACUGUUUGAACUAGACAAACCUUGAUGGUCUACAAGUAUGUUUAACUUAAAUAACCUAGUGGUUUCACGUUUAUUCCUUUUGAUUUGUGUUCAAUUAGUUUCAUCUCCUUGAUGGUAUACCGUUUUGUACUUGAAUGAUUUGAGGAAAUUAUACUGAAAGUCUAAGCAUCUAAUGGCAUUCACUUUAAACUGCACAAAUUCGGAUAGGUAAAUCAAAUAAUCCAGUUUCUCAAAUUAAUUCACUCACAUUUACUCUUAUAACGCUAGGUGAUUAUGAAAACUUUUUGUUUUGACGUAUCUGUUCAGGUCUAGAAAGUUAUUUUUUGAUUGAAAGCGAAAGAAAACUUAUUUAUGUUUUAUACAUGAUUUAAGAUAUUUUGUUUUCAGAUGUAUAAACUUAUUUCAUUAAGAACUAAUUCAUUUGUAUAUAUAUAUUUUGAUUUCGGGUUAGAAGUUUCAGUGUGUUUUCUCUUUCUUUCUGAUAUUUCUUGUUCUUCCAAUGUUACGUAUCUAGUACGGGAUUAAACUCUUGAAAGCUAGGGAAUUUAGUUUAUCCUGAAAUAUAUCCGUUCUGGUUUUAAUACAAAAAACAUAGAUCAGUAACAUCUUACCUCAUCAAAAGAACAUUUUAACAUUUUUAAAAUUCUACCUGUGAAAUCAGAGCUAUUUAAUGUCUAUGUUUAUUUAAUCAUAGAAAGUUUAUCAAAAUUUAACUGGUUGUCAAUACAUUUGAUAUUUUAUUCUUAUCUUGUACAUAGGUGUCUAAUGCUAUGAAUUUGUAAAUUUUGAUUGUGAUGAGAUCGGCUUUGAAAUACUUCAUUACAGCUGCAUGCGUUGUGUUGUAAAUAUCGUUCACGUAUAAGAAUAUGAAAUCUUGAUGUGCAAUGUUUCUAAUUAUUUGUUCAGAUAUACUAGAUAAUGUAGAUAGUGUGAUUACCAUAUGAUGUUCCUUAAGCCUACAUUUCGUGUACACAUGUUUACUAUGUGCGUUGGUUGUAGAUGUCAGUAAUAUUAGUGAAAUGGUAAAAAUAAGUCGUCUUUGAUCAACUUGUGAUUUUUUUUCUGAUUGAAAUAAGAUAGAAUAUGUUAAUAUUUAUAAAGAGAAAAACACUUGCAUUUUUUGUAAAUAGAUUUCAAGUAGUUAAAUUAUUGAUCUCUUAGGAGAAAGGUUAUAAUCCUCAUUAUUUUUUCUGUGUAUACUGUUCGGGCUGUGCUAAAUCAUUAUACAAUGUAUCGAGGUGACACUUAAUUCGUACGUUUCGAGGCGUAUGACGUUCCGACAUAUCUGGGAAACGUUGAUGAAAUCAGCCUAAGUGUAAGUUCCCUGACAUCUCGUUAAAAUUAACAAGAGUGCAAACGGAAUGUCGGCAAACUUAAACUGUUGAUGGUUCAGUGAAACACCUCCCUUAAAAUUAAUCCUUUCUAGACAGUAAUUCCAUAUUUGGUGUUUCCAGAACCCUAACAAAGUUUACCAGAUGCAGGAGUAGAAAAGGCAAAAAUAUCUGCGCACACAUUUUCGAAUUUUUGCUGCGUAACCAUGUAGCGUUUGACGACAGGAAGAUUAAAAAGGAAAUAAGCUUUAACAUAUCUAAAUUGGCAACACGUUGAAAUGGCCAAAAAAAUAAUUGUUUUUCGAUCUCAAUUUGCACAACGUGUGAAGGUUUGACAAAGUUCCAACCCAUGUUUCUAAAAAAGAAUACAUUAUGUGAGAGCAAUAUUGCUGUGGCCAACUUUAAGAACAACAUGAUCAAUUUAGCCUCUAACAAAUUCUGCCCUGAAUCCAUCAAUGCGUUAUUACGUACAAGCUUGUGUUAACUGGUGUCCUUCAUCAGGCCGUUGUCUUGACGUCAGCAUUUCGAUACUUUGAUAUUGUGUACCUUUGCACACCUAAGACUAAAAUUCUCCAGAAUCCCCAUCUCGAUCUUAACUAAUAAUAUGGUCUUGAAUGAUCUGUUUAAUAUAAUGUCAAUUGCACACGAGGCGUUAUUUCCAUAGUGCCAAUGAAAGACAUUUGGGCAUAUAGUUGAAUGAAACCAGUCCAAGCGCAUAGACGCAAGGCACUGGCCCAACUCAUUGACGCAUACAGGGUGCUAGAGCUAAAUAGCGCAAGGUUUUGGAUUUCUACCCCAAAAAUCGCCUUCGACGGAAUUCUUGCGUAACAAUUUUCACAACUCAAAAGGGGCUUACAUAAUAGUGGUAUGGCAACCCUUGUGCAUCCGUCAUCAACUAUAGGCGCUUUUCGUUCACUGUUUGACGCAGCGUAAAUACUUUUGAAUUAAACGAUCCACUGACACAGUUGAAGAGCGUCUUAUGUGCAACAGGCAUAAUGUUUUUAGCGAGAUCAUGGACUGGCCAGGGUGCUUUUCAACUGUUGUUAAACUUUUCUAGAUUAUCCGUUAUACUGCGAGUUAGAUACUCCGUGAGAGAUAUAUUCAUGUGAGGAAGAGAUCCUUACAAUGUCUUAAGAUUGCAGUGUAUUUAUAAUUGACAAGAUUUGAAAGGACACAUUCCCAAAACAUUUAGAGCAUAUUUCCAGUCAUGUAUAUAAUAGCUCUAAGCAUUUUUUUUGUUUACAAUAUGUGGGUGUUUCUUCAUUCUUAUUAUAGUUAUUAAAUAGAAACAAGAGAUAUAAUCACUAGAAUACAGUAAAGGUAAUAUUCUUCUUAUAGGACUACAAAAAUCGAUUAGAAUAUUUGUUCCAAAAUAUAUCAUUUAGUAUUAGAGCAUUGGACGGCUACAAAUUUAGACCCUCUCCAUGAAAAACAGAAAGAAGGGAAACAGGUUGACUGUUAUGCCGGGAAAUCUUGACGAUUUAUAGGGUCUAUAUUUUGUUUACGCAAACAUAGCCGUUUUAGAUUAUUGGACAAAAUGUUAAUCUUGUUGGUGUAAUUGUAAUUAUGCAAUUAGAAACUUUUCUAAUUUAUCUCUUCUUUCUUGAUAACACACGAGUUUGCAAAUAAUAAUUAUGAUUUUGAAUUUGUUUUGUGAUGAUGCUUUGAUACCAAUAAAUGUUGAUGUGAUCAUUUCAUUUGUCUCUUGAAAAACGAACAA